AUGGAAGAGUUGACCGAGGUAAUUACCAGUGCCGAAUUCCAUCCCAAUCAUUGUAAUUUAUUAAUGUACUCUUCGUCGAAGGGCACUAUCAAAUUGUCAGAUAUGAGAUCCAAUUCGUUGUGUGAUUCGCAUGCCAAAGUGUUCGAGGAAUACUUGGACCCUGCUUCGCACAACUUUUUCACCGAGAUAACGUCGUCUAUUUCUGACGUCAAGUUCAGCCACGACGGAAGAUAUAUCGUAUCUCGAGACUACAUGACGGUUAAGAUUUGGGAUUUGGCUAUGGAACUGAAACCCGUCAAGACGAUAAAUGUUCAUGAACAUUUGCGGGAUAGAUUGUGCGAUACAUAUGAGAACGAUGCCAUCUUUGACAAGUUCGAAGUACAGUUCAGUGGCGAUAGCAAGUCGGUUAUGACUGGAUCAUACAACAAUAGCUUCAUGAUAUAUCCUAAUAUUGUCAACGGAGGCAGUGAAAUCAAAACCAAGAUGAACAGAAGAAAGGAAGAUGUUUUCGACGAAGAUGACGACGACGAAGAUAAUGAUGUUGAAUCGCCUGGUCUUCCAACCGAUGCGUACCCCCAAUCACCAUCGUCACAAAUGGGUGAUGAGGAACAAGAAGAGAUCAUUUUACAGGCGGAUAAAUCUGCUUUUAAAUCAAAGAAGAUGGGAAAUAGUGGAACCAGACGGAGACUAAUGAGUGGGGUUGGAAGUGGAGGAAAUGAUUUCGAUAAUAUUGACUUCAAGAAGAGCAUUCUCCAUUUAUCGUGGCAUCCACGUGAAGAUUCUGUGGCCAUCGCAGCCACCAACAAUUUGUAUAUCUUUUCCACCUUGUAG
Molecule: messenger RNA, 831 nt
Organism: Meyerozyma guilliermondii ATCC 6260
Lineage: Eukaryota; Fungi; Ascomycota; Pichiomycetes; Serinales; Debaryomycetaceae
Gene: CDC55
Product: protein phosphatase 2A regulatory subunit
Exons: 1
Coding region: 1-831 (276 amino acids)
Biological process (GO): peptidyl-serine dephosphorylation
Cellular component (GO): cytosol; protein phosphatase type 2A complex
Molecular function (GO): protein phosphatase regulator activity; protein binding
Source: RefSeq, a predicted model, not a curated record